This is a messenger RNA of Spea bombifrons (plains spadefoot toad), 1901 nucleotides long. RefSeq names its product TRAF family member associated NFKB activator (gene TANK). NCBI's taxonomy places the organism in Eukaryota, Metazoa, Chordata, Amphibia, Anura, Pelobatidae. The record is from RefSeq and is a predicted model, not a curated record. The transcript has 9 exons. Gene Ontology annotation, biological process: canonical NF-kappaB signal transduction. Bases 163 to 1554 code for a protein of 463 amino acids.
CUGGAGUGCCUGCAGAGCAGCUCCUGUCAAUCAUGCAGUUGGUCCGGCCCCUCUUCCUAUUGCACUCAGACAGUUGAGGUUCUUCCGUAUUUAGGUGCCAGGACUGAGUGGCUUCUAUAAUCCCCCAAACCCUUUUUUAGUGAUGAUACACUGCUGGGAGGUAUGGAUAAAAUUGGAGAUCAACUCAACAAAGCCUAUGAAGCAUAUCGGCAGGUCUGCGUGGAAAAAGAGCGUUUUAAAAAAGAUUUGACUAUGAAGACUGAGUUAUAUGAACAGCAAAUUCGUGACCAAAACAACCAGAUACUGCAAUUAAAAGGCUGGAUUGCUGAGUUGAAGGCUCAACUCCAAACCUUUACUGGACAAGGCUUUUCUCCUGGUCCACCUCCAUCUCCUAAAAAUGAGAAUGCCGAAUGUCGGAGAACCGAAACAGUAUCUAAUCUAUCUUAUGAGCAGCUACAGGAACAGCUAACACUCAGUAAGCUCCAGAAAAUGCAUUAUAAGGAACAACUGGAAAUUGAGCAUCUCAAAUCAAAGAAAAUGGAGGAAGAACAAAAAAAGUUGGAAUCUAUUCUUCUGAUUAAAAAUGAAGAAAUCCGGGCCUUAAAAAAUCUUUUAAAAGAGGAGAGAACUAAAAAAAACACGCAAGAAUUUCCUCCCGUGAGAUCUCCUCUUGAUGAGUCUACAAGGCAAGGUGCUGAGCAGCUUUUCUGUGAUCUAAAGGAUGAAUUCAGUCGGAUUUGCAAGUUAACUAGAGAACAAAGCCUCCGUCUGAAUAGGUUUUUCAAGAAGGAAAAUGGAGCUGCAGAUGUUCCUAUGCAGUUCUCGAUGCCUGUUCAGUGCACGGAUGAAACGAACGAUAAAACGCAAGCAGCAGAGAAUCCGAAGUUCCAGAAAAGCAAAGCCGCCUUUGCUUCCAUUACCCCAAGAGGACUGGGCCCCGACGAUGAACUGAGCGUCUCGGUGGAAUCCCUCUCUAAUUUAAGUGUUAAGUUUCCACCGAGCGACGAAAACUGUGAGUUUCUAGAGAGCUCUCCAGAAAUUGGACCCCUUCUGAGGCCGGCUUCUGAUAAAAACGCGCCCCAUGAUGCCUUACAAAAAGAAGCUCCGCUUUUCCCGAUGAAUUUCGAUCCCAUACCGUGCGGCUCAUCGGGUAAAGAGCCGUUAACGGGAACAGUUUCUGAUCUGAUGGCGCUCCGGCAUCUCAACAUAAGAAGUAACUACAAAAAUAGCUAUUUGGACUCGGAAAAGGACGAUAGCGCCUCACGGGGGGAGAACAGUCCUUUGAAAAAAUAUACAGUCGAUUACUUUAUUCAGGGCCUCGCUGAGGGAAGUGAACCAUCAACUCCCACUGGAAGGACUGUCCGAGGACCACAACAGGCGAUCUGGAAACCUUCUAAGCAUGAAGAAAAUGAUCUAAUCGCCCCAGGGUGUGAGAAGUGGGAUCAGGACAGUGCUGAUAUAUGUGAAUUCUGCCAAGCCGUUUUCCCACCAUCCUCCAGAACUAGUGGGGAUUUCCUCCGGCAUCUUAAUUCACACUUUAACGGACAGUCCUAGAAUAUAUUUCAAAGUAUAAGAAAAAACAAAAAAAAAUAGGUGUGUGUGUGUAUGUAUAUUUACAGUUUUUAUUUAUUAUAAUUUUGUACCAAAUAUAAUUUUGUGACAAACGGUUUUAUGAAGCAUAGAAUAUGUCACAUUUUUAUUUUACCAUUUUUUUUGUUAAAUAAAAAAUAUAUAAUAAUUCUAAAAAUAAUCACCAAUAGACAAAUGUAUUACAGGCUUGGAAUGAUGUCAUGAAAGAUUGCUGAUCGUUCCAUUUGUCUUCCUUUUGUUGAAAUAAAAGCAGCACUUAUCUUGGUUUCCAAAAAAAAAGGUGAAAUUAUUUUCCCUAAAGCACAAACACA